AUGGUGGACGAGCCCACCACAUCACCGCCAGUAGAGGCGCCAGCGCCUGCUACUGAGGCCCCGACCGAACCCACUCCGGCUGCUGACACGAACGGCGACGCAUCUGCUGUGUCAAAGGACGUCGAGGACACCGCUGGCAAGCAGGCCACCACCGAAGCCACUGCGCCAGAUGGUGUCGAGACCGCUGAGGUAGCUCAAGCCGAGCCUGCCGCCGCCCCAGAGGCUGCUGCGGCUCCGAGCAACAAGAAAGAGAAGCGCAAGUCGAGCGGUGCCGUCCCAGAGCACAAGAACAAGAAGCUUAACAAGAAGAAGAGCAUGCCCACGCUUCACCUCAACUGCCAGCCGGGCGACUUCUACUGGGCGAAGCUAAAAGGCUACCCGCCAUGGCCGUCUGUCAUUUGCGACGAGCAGAUGCUGCCAGAGUCGCUACUCGCGACACGGCCGGUGAGCACGACCAGGCCAGAUGGGUCCAUUCGCGACGACUUCAAGGAGGGCGGCAAGAACUCGAAAGAGAGAACCUACCCGGUUAUGUUCCUGUCUACGAAUGAGUUCACGUGGAUGAUCAACACGAACCUCGAGCCGCUUGAACCGGAGGAGUGCAAGACGCUGCCAAAGUCCAAGAUGAUCAAGUCUCUGCAGGACGCGUGGAAAAUUGCCUCUGAGAACCACGACCUCGCCUACUUCAAGGGCAUUCUGAAGACGUGGCAGGAGGAAGAGGCUAAGAUCGAGCAGGAGAUGCGCGAGGAAGCUGCGCGUGCCGCAGAAGAGGAGGCCGCGCGCAAGGAGAGAGAGGCCGUAGAUGCCGAAGCUGCCGCGACCGAGGAGGCGCAAGCGAAGAAGAGCAAGAAGAGUCGCAAAAGCAAGGGCAGUGAGGACGAUGUCGACAUGGUGGACGCGGAUGGCACGAAGUCGGCUAAGAAGCGCAAGAAGGACGCUGAGAGCGAUAGCGAGGGCAAGCCAAAGAAGACGCCAAAGGUCACGAAGCUUAACGCGCCAAAGACUCCAAACGGCGAGGCUUCAACGAAGAAGUCUGCGGCAAAGUCGAAGAAGAAGGUCGUUCAGGCGCCCAAGGAAGACGAGGAAGUUCAGAAAGAGCAGCUCACAGCAGAGCAGGAGCGCGAGCACCGCGAGAAGGCCAUCCUCUACCUCCGCCAUAGGCUUCAGAAGGGCUUCCUGAGCCGCGACGUGACCCCGAAGGAAGACGAGAUGGAUGGCAUGGCGACCUUCUUCUCCCAGCUUGAAGCGCACGAGAACCUCGAGGCGUCCAUCAUUCGUACCACCAAGAUCCACAAGGUCCUCAAGGGCAUCGUCAAGCUCUCGUCUAUUCCCAAGGAUGAAGAGUACAACUUCAAGAAGCGCAGCGCGUCUUUGCUAGACAUCUGGAACCGGCGCAUGGCCGCGGAUGGUGAUGUGGCGCCACCCAGUGCUGUUGAGCCGAAGGAGUCUGUCGAGCCUGCAGCUGAGGUAAAGGCGGAGAGUGCCGUGCCCGAGACGAACGGCGAAUCCGCUGCUGCUGAGGCCCCGAAGAGCGAAGAUGAGGCGAAGAAAGGUGCACAGGAGACUGAGACGAAGGCUGACGAGGCUGCUAAGGAGCUCGACGCGAAGGUUGAGGAGGUGGCCGACGCGAAGGUCGAGGAGCCCGUCAUCGCGCCCGCUGAGACCAAGGAAGCAGUGGAUGUCGAGGACGUCGAGAUGGGCGAGGCUGCACCGGAGGAGUCUGCUCCGAAGGUCGAGGCUGCAGCCCAGGACGAGUCUGCGACCAAGGAGGAGCCUCUGACUUCGGACGCCGCGGCAGCUGAUGCUCCGUAG
This is a messenger RNA of Saxophila tyrrhenica, 1809 nucleotides long. RefSeq lists its product as uncharacterized. Lineage: Eukaryota; Fungi; Ascomycota; Dothideomycetes; Mycosphaerellales; Extremaceae. The coding region runs from base 1 to 1809 and encodes 602 amino acids. The record is from RefSeq and is a predicted model, not a curated record. The transcript has 4 exons.